CAUUUGUCUCCCAAGGGAGGCCUGGCAUGUCACAUCAUGAUCAAUGCAUCACCUAGCUAUGAUAUCAUCUCUUCUUUGUCAUCCGCUCCUGUAUUUUAUAAUCUCGUUGUCUAGGGUCAUUUACCCCUCAGCAAUUCUUCUCAGACGCUGAAGUAUGUCUCACGUUUAUUCUGCACAUCGACUUUGUCUUACUAAAACUCCUCCCUUAGUUCAUUUCUAAUAGAUUUAUCAUGGCACAAUCCACUCCUCGAGUUUGGUUGAGUAAGUUGGUGCACUGUAACUCCUCAGCGUGCGGGUCACUGACUGCUCGCAGUUACCGGAUCUUCUUCUGGGUUCGAUUGCUGUCGCGAACUCUGCGCAAACCCUCCGUCCUUGAUGACCUCGCUGCCCAAUAUCCGCGCACUCAGCUCCUAGUACUCCCCCUGGACGUGACGAACGAAGCGCAGAUAAAAUAUGUCUUCGCACAGGCCAAGAAUGCCUUUGGGCACAUCGAUGUCGUGUAUAACAACGCGGGGCAGGUGUUUUACCAGGAGCUGGAGGGGACGGCUGUGAUGGAUGUCAAUUUCUGGGGCGCGGCAGCGGUAAGCCUUGAGGCGGUUAGAUUCUUUAGAGAGGAAAACCCGAAGGGUUGUGGGGGGAUGCUCGUUCAAGUAUCGAGCGUGGCAGCGAUCAACGGGGUCCCUCUGCUCGGGUUUUAUAACACUAC
This is a messenger RNA of Suillus fuscotomentosus, 706 nucleotides long. RefSeq lists its product as uncharacterized. The record is from RefSeq and is a predicted model, not a curated record. Lineage: Eukaryota; Fungi; Basidiomycota; Agaricomycetes; Boletales; Suillaceae. The annotation marks the transcript as partial. The transcript has 3 exons.